This is a messenger RNA of Paraphaeosphaeria sporulosa, 912 nucleotides long. RefSeq lists its product as uncharacterized. NCBI's taxonomy places the organism in Eukaryota, Fungi, Ascomycota, Dothideomycetes, Pleosporales, Didymosphaeriaceae. The transcript has 3 exons. Bases 1 to 912 code for a protein of 303 amino acids. The record is from RefSeq and is a predicted model, not a curated record.
AUGCCUUCUUUCACGCCCUCGCCUGGCAACUACCCUGCCAAAGGUGACGGUGACUUCGCGGGUGGGAUCUUCAGCAUCCCCCUCAACGAGCUGCCCGCGUACAUUCCCCCGGGCAGCGGCACCGGCAGCGAAACCCCCACAGGCAACGGCCAGAAAACUUCUGGCAGCGGUCCCUACCCCGCGGCCAUGGUGACCGACUCCAGCCUCCCAGGCCACACCAUCUUCGCACCGAAAACACCCCCCGCAGGCAACCUCAGCAUGCCGUUCAUCGCGUGGGGCAAUGGCGCUUGCACGCUGAAUGCCGGCCAGUACCAGAACUUCCUAGUCGAGAUCGCGAGCCACGGGUACGUGAUCGCUGCAGACGGCACGCCGAAUGGCAGCGGGGGCACGAGCACUCAGAGCAAGGUGCAAGAUAUGCGGGACUCGCUGGAUUGGGCUUUCGCCGGGAAGGCGGCGAAGUACGGGAAUAUUGAUCUGACGAAGGUGACGACGGCGGGGCAUAGCUGUGGUGGGUUGGAGGGGAUGAGCACUGCGUAUCAUGAUGAGAGGGUCAAGCGCAUCAUGAUGUUCAACAUCGCCAUCUUCCAGGAUAACCGCAGGUACCUGCUUUCCGAGAUCAAAGUACCCGUCGCGUACUUCAUCGGCGGUAAGCCAGAUAUGGGGUACACCACUUCCGCCAAAGACUAUGCCCUCCUCAACGCCGGCCUCCCCAAGCUCCGCGUCAAUCUCGAUACCGGCCAUGGCGGCACAUACGGCGCGACCAACGGCGGCAAGUUCGGCAAGGCGGCAGUCAACUAUCUGGAGUGGCAGUGGCGUGAUAACGCGACGGCUAAGGCAGUCAUCCUGGACCCGAACAGUGCGGGCAGCUUGGUCAAGGACAAGUGGGUCGUCGAGAGUGCGAACUGGACGUGA